AUGUCUCGUCCCAAUCCAUUCUCGUUCGCGGCAGCAAGACAGAGAAGGCUGGAUCUAUGGCUCUCGCAACCUCCCAGUGCCGCCCGGCGCGUCCUCUAUAACCCAGACCUCGUGGAACUCAUCCUUCAACACAUAUUCCCUUCAGAAACGGACCAACAACAGCGGACGCGCUAUGUGAGCAAGAAACACGCCAAGCUACGGCAGAUGGACGCGCCUCAUCGUAAGAUGCGGAUCCUGCCCUUUGUCUUUGUAUGCAAGGGAUUCUACUCCCCUGCUUCAAGUCUGCUCUGGGAAGAGAUGGAAUCUUUAGUCCCUCUUUUGACCAUCUUGCCGAUAUUCGUGUUUGAGAAGGGCGUCCUUAAACUGAAGGACAAUUGGGUACAGAUCCCAAUACCACAAUCUACCCUGACGACGUUCCAAUUCUACGGGUCGAAAAUUCGACGUCUUGUCCCUGGUCAUCGAGGCCCGCGUAUAUCGAGGUCUGCCGCCAGGUCCACCCUCACUUUGCUCAAAGAACAUGGCGUUCACUCCAUUUGUCCUGCAUUGCACAGUGUGGUCAUCGCUCGACGCGACACGCCCACCUUCACCUUGCUCGCGCGCUCACCCAUCACUAACGUCGCGAUUUCUUCCUGCCAAUUCGGAGAGAAAGAGGAUGCUUUCUACAGGCUCGUCUUUGACCGUCUAUCAGAGCAAGGGACAUUUGUCAGGAACAUCACCAUUGACUCGCAGACUCGUCCGUCCUCCUUGCCCCCGGCUCUCCGCCGGCCGGGACACGCUCUUCAACGGGUGGAGAAGCUCUCCAUUCACCGUCACCUUUUUGAAGACCCCUCCAGUUUGGUAGCGUGGCUACGAGAUCUCUCCUCGAGCUCGCCUAACCUUACGCAAUUACACCUUGGGGUUUCCGUGUUCGAUCGCCAGCAUACUAGCCGUUUACCAGAUCGGGUUCACGAGUUUCCAGAAUUGAAGACUCUGCACCUCGAGUGCCACCCCGACGCUGUUGAUGUCCUCUUCUCCGCCACCUCGUUCGCCAAUCUUACCGACUUCGUCCUGGUGCUUAACCAUGACUUGUGGCACCCAGAGCAUAUCCCACUCGCGUGUCAAGAGGUGAUGAGGAUCUGUAAAGCGGCUCCCUCGGUCCGUCGCAUCCGUAUCGAAGGACUAGUCCAACACGACGCCAUCUUGCCAUUCUUUUCCCUUCCUGCUCUUGAAUCCUUCGCAUGGAAGUGCGAGAUUCCCUCCAAUCGACGACAGUGCCUCCCUCCAGACGAUGCUUCAUACGUCUCAUGGGGUCAAAAAAUCGAUGACGCGAUUUAUGGGUCCUCAGUUGAGGCCACACCAGCCCGCGUCUUCUCCCUCGAGUUACCUCAGAAGAUUCAUCCUGUGGAGCUCGCCCUUAACAGAGUUCCGAUGGAUUUAUUUUCCACUUAUCCGGGGCUCCACCCAACGUAUUCAUUCCCGACUUUCCAGCCACCUCCGAGUCUACCUUUCAUCGCCGCUAGCUUCCAGCCCGCACUUCUCAACACAGUGCUGUUGAGCGACGGCAAUGGCGCGUUGCAGACUUAUGGGCAGGAUGCUUGA
Molecule: messenger RNA, 1578 nt
Organism: Coprinopsis cinerea okayama7#130
Lineage: Eukaryota; Fungi; Basidiomycota; Agaricomycetes; Agaricales; Psathyrellaceae
Exons: 2
Coding region: 1-1578 (525 amino acids)
Source: RefSeq, a predicted model, not a curated record